Messenger RNA from Cyanidioschyzon merolae strain 10D, 2757 nucleotides. RefSeq lists its product as hypothetical. Bases 1 to 2757 code for a protein of 918 amino acids. The record is from RefSeq and is a predicted model, not a curated record. Lineage: Eukaryota; Rhodophyta; Bangiophyceae; Cyanidiales; Cyanidiaceae. The transcript has a single exon.
AUGCUGGCAGAGGGCGUCACGAAAGGACUCACUGCCUCGGCGGUGGUGACGCUUGCCGAGUUUCGGCACUGUCUGCUGCAGGUCUUUCCAGCAGCGGAACGCCCGCAGCUGCUUGGCCUUGCUGUGGGCGUUGCCCCACGUGACUCGAAGAGUCUAGCUCUAGCGCUUUUAGGAAAAGCGUGGGCGCAGCAGCACGGUAAGCGUUUCGCAGCGAUCUGGGUGCCCGAGGACGCCAACGAGGCCGAGGGAUUCCAAUGGUUCACACAGCUCGGUCGACUAGGCCUGGUUGUGGAGAAGGCAGCAGUCGCUAUCCAUGGACAUCAAUGGAGCAAUGCUCGAUCAGAUUCGCUCUCGGUCUGUUCGUCUCCGGAACGACAUGUGCAGGUACGAAAGAUGCCAGUUCUGAACGCCUGCAAAGGUACGAAGGACGCGGAACGAUUGCACGCCAAACCGGAAACCGAUGAACCGGGGCGAGCGCACCCUGCCCAGGCGACUGCAGCUUCGGUGAGAGGACAGACGCCAUCGGCUGCAUUUGCAGGUCGUUUGCCCGCGUUAGACGAAUACAGUGAACAAGGUGCAUCCCGGAAGCUGCCCAGAGGAGCCCUGUGGGAGAGGCGACAACAACGCCUUCGCAUUCUCUGCGCAGAAGCGCUUGAACGGGAUCUAGGCUUGGUAGCCUUAGGACAUUGUUUGGAUGACCAGGUCUCUAUUUUAGUGCAUCGUAUGCGCCACGGCGGCUUUCUCGAUGGACUGAGUGCACUCGCGCCGGCCCAGGACCCGGUCGACCUACCGCUGCGGGUUCCGAGAAUUGUUCGUCCAUUUUGGCAUCUAUCCGAAUUUCGACUCGUGGAGACGUGUCGAGCGGCAGGACUCGUUGAAGCGACUGGACGAGGGGACACUGCGGCUGUAGUCGUUUACAAUGCUUCUGGACUGCGUGCUGCACGUAGCAAGGAAACCUCGGGUCCGUCUCGAGUUGGUAGCCCCGAGAGUACGCGCCCGAUAUCUGCGGAGACCUUUGCCGACCCAGCAAUCGAGAUGUUUCGUGCGCGGAACGCUGCCUCGAAUGAACCUGUAUCAACAACAACGGAUAACUGUUGCGCCUCUCAAGGUCGUCCGGAGGCUACUUCAAUCAAGCCUACCACUUCCUCCCCAAGUGAUGUGCAACGCUCACCUGUUGCAGCGCUCAUGGGCACUGCGUGUAGCGCUCCAGCGCCUGUGAAUAUCGAGCCGAUCGAGAAUGCCCGCACGAAAGGCGCAGCAGUAGCGUUGUCUGGUAGCUCGCGGCAGGUCGUUGCUGCGGCACCUGCAGCAGCGCAUCCUGCAUCGGAGAGUUCGGUACUGGACGAGCACGCCACCGCUUCAAGGCACCUGUACUUGGCGCCAGUGAUCAAGGCACUGCGGAAACAUGAGCAGCUUUUGGAUGAAGAAGCCGACCAGCUCCUCCUACAAUGCGUCGAAUUUUCCUCACCUCUGGGGUACCUGGUGAUUCGGCCCGCAAAGCUGGCAGAGCACGCCCUCACCAAGGCAGUUGGGUUGCGCGCUCUACUGCGUAUUCUCCAGUACGUGGGUGCGCACCAGCGUGCCAAUCGCACGGAGGCGCUGGAGCGGCUCUACGAGGACAUCACAGCACCCGCUACCAAGAUGAGUGGACGCACCCUCAUGGGAUGUCUGCUGAAACCCCAGAACUCGCUCAACCGCAUUGGGGCUUUUUUGCACAAGGUACGAUGGCGGCAAUCAACAGCAGGAAUUCCAGAUCAGCUGGGUGCCUUGCAGGCCGAUCAAACAUUUUAUCUGAAACAGGCAGCUGAUGCACACGAGGGCAAGGACCCGUCUCUGCAGUACUGGCAUGAGGCUUGUGGUAAUCAUAGCGACCUCGCUGGAGAAGCGGGCGAUGCGGAGCACCCGAGCGACGCCUUGGGGGCAGCGACGCAUGCCAGCACACCUGCUGCACUGCGGAAACACCGAGGUCGCGCUGAGAAGAGCCACAUGAAUGCGCGUGUUCGCGAGCAGCACGACCAGAGUCGGUGCCGCUUCGUCACCAAAGCGGCAGAUGCUAGCGAUCCCGCCUCAAAUAACAAACUAGGCUGGUAUCCGCGAUUCGUUGUUUGCCGAGAGCCCGCCUCUAGUGCUGGGCGUUCAUACGAGUGGAUGCCGUUGGGUCGAUGCAUUCUCUGGGAUCGGCGGUUCAUCAUACGAAUCGAGCGUCACGAAGCUAGUCAUAGUGGCACAACGAGGGGCAAAUCCUCUCCGCAAACCCCUCCUGACGUUUUGACCGGAUUCGAGGGAUCGUUCUCGGUGGAGAAGAAGAAGCAGGCGGACGUCUGUGAGGUCUAUUCGCUCGCCACAGAGGCGCUGCGAACGACGAUUUCGACGAGUGCCACUGGCGGUUGGGGCGCAGCAGACCAGGUCGGCAACCUGGCUCCAGCUGCGCUGCCCCCAGCAUCCGAACGUGGCAAGCACUGGUUCCGUGUUCGACAGAUGACGCUGCACGACUGGACGCAGGUGACAGCGUGGCGUCCCCGGUUGAAAUGGACCUUUGUGCCGUACGUUUGUCGCUUAGCAUUGCCGGUGUUUGACGAUGGACGAAACCUCAUCGCCGUACCGCAUUUUGGCUUCAAUCGUCGACCGGAUCUGCGAUUUACCGUCCUGUUCGCAACUGCGAAUCGUACGCUCCCUCCCGAGCUUGAUCGUACCAUCGGGCAGGGCAUUGGUGCAGAGUCACUGCUUGUCGACGAGAAUCCUGGGCAUGGCUUCUGA